AUGCUCUCAAAGGCACUCUUCUCCAUUCUGCUCGGUGGCGCCGCCAUGCCCUUGCUGGCAUCGGCCCAGUCCUGCUCCGUCGCCAGCAACCUCGACAUCACCUUCUAUGGCAACCCGGACAACGACCCGGCCGGCAGCACUGCCACGGCGUACGACUGCGGCGCGGGGCGCAACUUCAACGCUGGCGGAAGUGGCAGCUACAACGACCCGCUGACGUUUGCCACUGCCCAGGGCGAGUUCAAGACGUGCGAGAUUGUGUACUUUCCUUAUAUCAAGAAGUACAUUCGCAUGGAGGACUAUUGCCAAACUUGCACCGAGGACUGGGCCGUGGGCCGCUGGCACAUCGACAUCUGGACCGGCAACAACGUCAACGGCGGCAACACGCAGGUCCAGUGCGAGAACAGCUUGACCCCAGGCCCGGAUCAGUGGGUUAUCCGCAACCCUUCGCCCAACUUGGAGGUUGACUUGACGGAGCUGUUUGUCAACCCACGCACCUGCAACACCAACCACGUCUACCUGAACAACCCAGCAAGCAAGUACUGCUCCACCGGAAGCAACCCCGGCGGCGGCUGCCAGACCGACUGUGCUUGGCAGGGCCACUGCCUGGGCUGCUCCUGCGCGACCUUUAAUGACUGCGACGAGGAUUUCAUCUGCACCAACGGUGUGUGCUCCCACUGA
Molecule: messenger RNA, 678 nt
Organism: Microdochium trichocladiopsis
Lineage: Eukaryota; Fungi; Ascomycota; Sordariomycetes; Xylariales; Microdochiaceae
Exons: 5
Coding region: 1-678 (225 amino acids)
Source: RefSeq, a predicted model, not a curated record